CUUCACCUGCUUGCACUUAGAAUAGCAGGACUAAAACAAAUAUCACAAACGAGCAGGAACCACCACCUGACAUCAGAGACAACUUUGUCUAAUGUGUAUAAUAAUGUUGUGUUUGUUUUGGUUUCAGUUUUUCCAGAUUUGCUCAGAAUUAUCCCUGCAAGUAUCCACGUUAGUGUCAUUCUGUUCUGUGCAGUGCUGAUUGUCUUUGCCCUGGUGGGAGCAGGGUUCUUCAUGUUCAACGCUUUUGGCAGCCCCUACGAGACUCUGCACGGCCCCGUGGGGCUGUACCUCUGGAGCUUCAUCUCCUGUUCCUGUGGUUGCCUCAUCAUGAUUCUGUUCUCCUCAGAGGUGAAGAUCCACCACCUUUCAGAGAAAAUUGCUAAUUUCAAAGAGGGAACUUUUACCUUCAAGACUCACAGUGAAGAGUUUGCGAAUUCCUUCUGGACCAUCUUGGUUUGCUCCCUGGUGCACUUCCUCAAUGCCCUGCUAAUCAGAUUUGCUGGAUUUGACUUUCCCUUUUCAAAACCAAAAGACUCAGGGACAAUCACAGGAGCGGCUGACCUGAUGUACUAAAAUGAUGGGAUUUAAGGACAUUUCAAGAAAAGAAGUUUGUCACUAUUGGAUCAACAAUGACCAGAUGUACUGACUUGUGAAUUUUUAGCUCUAGAGAAGGGGAAAAAAGGGAAGUUUCAAAUAAGUGUCAAUAUGGUGUAAGCAGUGAAUGAAAGAAAACGUGCUGUAUGGUAA
Cyanistes caeruleus (blue tit) is the source of this 747-nucleotide messenger RNA. The record is from RefSeq and is a predicted model, not a curated record. NCBI's taxonomy places the organism in Eukaryota, Metazoa, Chordata, Aves, Passeriformes, Paridae.